Molecule: messenger RNA, 1054 nt
Organism: Musa acuminata AAA Group (dessert banana)
Lineage: Eukaryota; Viridiplantae; Streptophyta; Magnoliopsida; Zingiberales; Musaceae
Exons: 1
Coding region: 128-736 (202 amino acids)
Source: RefSeq, a predicted model, not a curated record
AGGUAUUAUAACUAAAUGACACAAGAAGCAGUCCGGCGUCACAUAAAUCCUCCGCCAUCGUCCUCUCCUCCACCCAGCCGCUCAGAGGGAGAGGGAGAGGGAGAGGGAGAGAGAGAGAGAGAGAGAUAUGAGGUGUGACAUGAACCUGGUACAGCAGGAGCGGCAGCAUCUGGAAUUCCCGAUGCAUCGAAGUCGGCCGUCGCUCGCGGUGCCCCCACGCCGCCUUCGCCCCCGCCGAAGCCAGUCGGGCCGGGCCCCGCCGGGUGCCACCAAACCGAGCCGCCCGGUCCUAACACGGAGCGUUAAUUCGGUUCUUUCUCCAUCUACUCCUCCAGCGGAGGACCCUAAGAAACCGCAUCCCUGGACCGAGUCCCCGGUCUGCAUCUCGUCGGACUUGUUGGCGAAGCUGGUCCUGGGAGCCGGGGGCGGUGACGGCGUCCCUGAUGCGGCAACCGCGCCCGCCGUGUUCGAACGAGGACGGUUCUACGAGCUCUACUCGGCGCGGAGGAACGAGAGGCUGCAGAGGAGGAGGAAGGAGGAGACCACGCUGGCCGAGGAACCCGGCGUCGCGGUGGACCUCGAGAACGGGCGGAACCCGAAGAGGACGGAGAGGGCGACGAGGUCGGUGCCGGCGGACUUGUCGACGAGGGAGAUGAAGAAGCCGCGUCACGAGGCCGGCGUUACCGCCACCGCCGACUGCUCUGCUGUUGUCGCCCGAUCCGUCCGAAGGCUGUGAACGGCUGCGAGGUCGAUUGAUAUCUGAAGCGUAGGAACGAAGAUGUCGAGUGUUCUGCAUUAGGAAAAGCCUGCUUAUGUACCACUAAUAGUUGGGUGAAGAACACACACGAAUCGGUGAUGGCGUUCUCCCUUCUCCUCCUCCUCCUCUUUUGUCGGGGUGGUGAUGACCCAAAGACAUGUCUCCCCAGGAAAGCAUCAAGAAGAUAUCGGUCACCUUCGUAAUCUAACAUGUCAUCGAAUCACAUCUAUGUCUUUAACCGCCAGCUUUCGCCUCUGGCGCAUUUACCAUGCACUUGUUGUGUGCUGCUUCCCUCAA